This is a messenger RNA of Notechis scutatus (mainland tiger snake), 414 nucleotides long. Lineage: Eukaryota; Metazoa; Chordata; Lepidosauria; Squamata; Elapidae. The record is from RefSeq and is a predicted model, not a curated record.
GGCAGCGGAAGCCUGCGCGGCGCCUGGCGAGAGCCGGCGGCUGGGGCUGCUAUUCGGCAAGUAAGCCAUUUUUCAUGCCAGCGCCUUACCCGAAUUGCUUCCCUCCAGGAACAUCUGUCUGAAGACUGAAAAGCGCUUUUUUCUUACGGUUCAGAUGACAUCAUGGUGAGUUUGUUGGUGAACCAAAACUACAUGGAAAGCUUGCGGAAGGACAUCACGGACCUCCAAGGGACUGUCAUUAGCGUCUUCUCCCACGCUGGAGCGGUGCGCUUUCCUUCCUGGAAAUUUCCAGAUAAAGUCUCCUGCGACUUGGACUUGGUGGCUUUGAUGGGACAAUAUGACUUUGUGGAGAACGACCCUGAAUUUACGCAGCAUUCGCACGUGGUUCUUCUGGAACUAGUGAUCGACAGGUAA